UGCCACUGCCAUAUAAGGCGGGGGCCGGGCGGCGCCGGGGGAGGGGCUGCAGCCGCCAGGCCUCCUCCUCAGCUCUGAACGGCGCCCGGCCGGGAGGGAGCGCAGCGCAGCGCAGCGGGAGCGGAGCAGCGCGCCGAGCCUGCCAUGGGCAAAUCAGCCUCCAAGCAGUUUAACGACGAGGUCCUGAAGGCCCACAAUGAGUACCGGAAGCAGCAUGGUGUCCCCCCACUGAAGCUCUGCAAGAAGCUCAACCGGGAGGCUCAGCAGUAUUCAGAGGCCCUGGCCAGCACGAGGAUCCUCAAGCACAGCCCAGAGUCCAGUCGUGGCCAGUGUGGAGAGAACUUGGCAUGGGCAUCCUACGAUCAGACAGGAAAGGAGGUGGCUGAUAGAUGGUACAGUGAGAUCAAGAACUACAACUUUCAGCAGCCUGGCUUCACCUCUGGGACAGGACACUUCACAGCCAUGGUAUGGAAGAAUACAAAGAAGAUGGGAGUGGGGAAGGCGUCUGCAAGUGACGGGUCCUCUUUUGUGGUGGCCAGAUACUUCCCAGCAGGGAAUGUCGUCAACCAGGGCUUCUUUGAGGAAAAUGUCCUGCCUCCAAAGAAGUAAUUUGUCCAGUGGAAUGGGAAGGUGGCAGACUCAAGAACUUGGAUAUGAAGUGCCUAGAACAACAAAACUCAGCUGUGUGUCUGUCCCUGUGGGUGUGUGUGCUUGUGUGUGUGAUGCUGAGUCUCUUGCACACACCCUUGGUUAGACAGUUGUGCAUGAAAUCAUUCUCAUCAAAGAAAUGAGCAUACAAAGCCUUUAUCUCGAUGAGUCCCUAAGCUGCAAUUAUUUGGACUUUGAGGGGAAAAAUUCAAUUUUUAAACUUUUUAAAAAUUUUUUAAAGCAAACUUUUUUUGUACCUUACUUAUAUCCAUCCCUAAUCCUAAUGGACUUUCUGUAUUCCAACUGUUUGUGAUGCUGAGAAAGUGAAGUUCAUCUUAUGGGACCUUCAUGCAUUGUAAUCUACUUUUGGUAGAUAUUUAAGAAUAUUAAACCCUCAUUUAAAUGUGACAAAAA
Bubalus bubalis (water buffalo) is the source of this 1062-nucleotide messenger RNA. RefSeq names its product GLI pathogenesis related 2 (gene GLIPR2). The transcript is spliced from 5 exons. Gene Ontology annotation, cellular component: extracellular region. NCBI's taxonomy places the organism in Eukaryota, Metazoa, Chordata, Mammalia, Artiodactyla, Bovidae. Bases 145 to 609 code for a protein of 154 amino acids. The record is from RefSeq and is a predicted model, not a curated record.